AUGUGUAUGGCUGGCCUUAGUCACAUAUGUUUUUAACAAUUUUUGAGAACAUGACACAGUAGCUCCAGAAGGGGAACACCCUUAUUGAUUUUAAACAGGAAUGUUUCCACUCCCAGAGAAGCAAGAUUCAAAACUAAAAGAUGAGGUAUAUUUGACAGUUACUUUUUUCCUUUUAUAUAGUUUGUCCAUUUGGAUACAUUAGCAGUUUUUAUUUUGUGUACUAUGCACUGGCUUUUUAAUUUAUGUUUCUAAUUAUUUUAUGAUUUCUACUUGUGGUGGAUUUUUGUUUAUUUGUAUAGAUCUUUAGCACAACCUCUGCAGAGGUCUAUUGUAUUAGAAGUGUGCACAAGGCAGCCGGCAAGUGGAGGCUGUGCCAUUCUUUUUAUUCUUGGCCAAACUGAAUGUUGCUAGACCUUGAUCUUCUCAGGUUUCCAAGACUGCUCAUCAUAACUCGUGCUUCAUUUGUUGCAAUCAUUGUGAGGUCAAGGACGCUCAUGGGCCAGCACAAGUGUUAACAAACAGUGAUGAGUCUCCAGUGAUGGUCCCAGCAAAAAUGAGCCAGCGGCAGGCUAAAGACGCAUAUCUGUCUCCAACCAAAGACCUGGUCCAGGCUACACUAAGCCCCAGCAUCAUCCACAGUCAUGGUUUUGACAGAGGAAAGGAUGAAGUCUUGCAAAGCAAAGAUGACUCCUCACCCUCUAUGUCCAAAAGCAAGUCAGAGUCUAAAUUAUACAAUGGAUCUGAAAAGGACAUCGCUGCGGCCUCCAGCAAACUUACAAAAAAAGAGUCUCUUAAGGUCCAAAAGAAAAAUUAUAGGGAGGAGAAAAAGAGGGCUACGAAAGAGUUGCUCAGCACCAUCACAGACCCUUCUGUUAUUGUCAUGUCAGACUGGUUGAAGAUUAGAGGAACGUUAAAAAGCUGGACAAAACUGUGGUGUGUACUAAAACCAGGAGUCCUUUUAAUCUACAAAACCCCCAAAAAUGGACAGUGGGUAGGCACAGUGCUGUUGAAUGCGUGUGAGAUCAUUGAGAGGCCCUCAAAGAAGGAUGGCUUCUGCUUUAAACUCUUCCACCCUCUGGAGCAAUCUAUCUGGGCUGUUAAGGGUCCUAAAGGUGAAGGAGUAGGAUCCAUUACUCAGCCCCUUCCAAGCAGUUACUUGAUUAUUCGAGCUGCCUCAGAGUCAGAUGGAAGGUGCUGGAUGGACGCUCUAGAACUGGCUCUAAAGUGCUCCAGUCUGUUGAAGCGCACCAUGAUCCGGGAAGGUAAAGAGCAUGACCUGAAUUCCUCUGGUGAGAAUAGCCAUGUCAACUUCUAUGGCCUUCUGAGGGCAAACAACGUCCACAGCAAUGAGAACUUCCAGUUGAAUGACAGUGAAAUUGAAAGGCAGCACUUUAAAGACCAAGACACCUAUUCAGAUAAAUCUGAUAAGGAGAAUGAUCACGACCAUGAGGAGUCUGACAACGAUGGACUUGGUAAAAGUGAGGAGAGUGACAGUGACACUUCAGAAAGACAGGAUGACUCUUUCAUUGAUCUUGAACCUUCUGAUCUCAUUAAGGAAACCACAUACAUAGAAGAAGCACAUGAAGAGUUGGGCGAGGCUGGCGAGGCAUCGCAAACAGAAACUGUGUCAGAAGAACACAAGAGUCUGAUCUGGACAUUACUAAAACAGGUUCGGCCAGGAAUGGACUUGUCCAAAGUGGUUCUUCCUACCUUCAUACUGGAGCCCCGCUCUUUCCUAGACAAGCUGUCUGACUAUUAUUAUCAUGCCGACUUUUUGUCUGAGGCGGCUUUAGAAGAGAAUGCAUAUAGUCGAAUGAAGAAAGUCGUCAAGUGGUAUCUUUCAGGAUUCUACAAGAAACCAAAGGGCCUGAAGAAACCAUACAACCCUAUUAUUGGAGAAACCUUUCGCUGCUUGUGGAUACAUCCGAAAACCAGCAGCAAGACCUUUUACAUUGCUGAGCAGGUUUCCCAUCAUCCACCUGUCUCUGCCUUUUAUGUCAGCAACCGAAAAGAUGGAUUUUGUCUUAGUGGGAGUAUUCUGGCCAAAUCCAAAUUUUAUGGUAAUUCAUUGUCUGCUAUCCUGGAAGGAGAAGGAAGACUGACAUUCCUCAACAGAGGAGAGGACUAUACCAUGACCAUGCCAUAUGCCCAUUGUAAAGGCAUCUUAUAUGGCACAAUGACACUUGAGCUUGGUGGUAGUGUCACCAUUACAUGUGAGAAAACAGGUUACAGUGCCGUCCUCGAGUUUAAACUUAAGCCGUUUCUUGGAAAUGAUGAUAGUGUUAAUCAAAUAUCAGGGAAAAUUAAACUGGGAAAGGAGGUCCUGGCAACUCUGGAAGGUCACUGGGACAGUGAAGUCUAUAUUCAUGAUAAGAAGACAGAUGUGUAUGAGACCUUCUGGAACCCUACACAUGAGAUUAGGCAGCGCAGAUUGACCCGUUGUACAGUUCUGCGUGAUGAGCAGGGAGAAUUUGAAUCUGAAAGGCUCUGGCAGCAUGUUACAAGGGCAAUCAAUAACAAAGAUCAGACAGAAGCCACUCAGGAGAAGUUUGUUUUAGAGGAAGCUCAGAGGAAAGCCGCCAAAGAGAGGAAGACAAAGGGAGAGGAGUGGACCUGCCAUCUCUUUGAACAGGAGCCAAUCUCUGGAGACUGGCAAUACAAAUAUGCGGAUACCCGACCAUGGGACCCCCUUAACGACCUGGUUCAGUUUGAAAAAGAUGGUGCCGUCCAGACAAAAGUCAGGCAUAGGACUCCAAUGGUACGUUCGGGGAGUGUAAUUAGUCUCAAUAACCAAGGGGCAAAGCGGGACAAAUGCAAUUAUCAGGUUUGUGUUCCAAAGCUGAAACACAAAUCAAAUGGGCAGCAGAAGAAAGGAGAAAGCGGGUGCUCCUCUCCAGAGCUGGAUAAUCAGGACUCCUCUGGCAGUGAAGCACAUGUUUUGACUCACAGCAGUAGAAGCAGAAAGAAGGGGACAGAUCAUGGAGAACUACAAAGUGCCAUAGAAUCCAUCAAGAAAACACAAGAAGAAAUCAACAGGAACAUCAUCGCUCUCCGUAAUCGUGUAACUACAAAUGCCUCACACUCAGAAAGUAGUUUUCUUCAGCAAAGAGACUAUUGUAUUAUUAUCUUCCUGAUUUUUCUUCAGAUUGCCAUUAACUAUUUGUUCAAGUAGAAGAAAGUGACUCGCAUAGGUGUCGAGUCUGGAACUUUCGCUGUUGGAUUGGGACCACUUUUUGCCUGCCUGGCAUUUCAGUGCUUUUUAUGCCCGCCACGAUGAAGGUCAGAUGAUUUGGGCUUUUAGGUGCAAUAUUAUUCAUCUUCUUAAACUAGUGGCCCUCGACUCUGGAGUCUUGUACAGCUUGUCACAUCUGUCCACAUCAGCAGUAGAACAAGUAUGAAAGUGCCCGCACUAUAUACCUAGCUGUCUUAUUGUAUUCGCAGUGGGGAUAAUUUGUGUUUUACAUCACACCAUUCGGUAAAGUCCAAGUUACACGUGUGUAUGAGCACAUUUGUAAGUAUGUUGCUUGCUGUCAUGUGCAGGUUUUUACAUCGAUAUUGAACUACAGAUUGCUUGAACAUUCUGACUUGAAAUUACAGCCUGGAAAACAAAGGUCUUGGUAAAUAAGGUCUAUGGCAAAUAUCACUGCUGCACCAAAUAUGUUUAAAUCGCACACAAUUUUUGGUGUGCUUUUUAAACCAAAGCCAAAAGUGGAUUCCAAAGGAAUGGGGAAAUUCAAAGAAUAGACUUCUGCUUUUAGCUUAGUCCACUUUUGUCAUUGGCUCAAAAGACCUGGAUCAAAAACUGUUCCUGAAACCACAUCAAAAGCUGUAUGUGUGUACUCGGUCUUAAGAAGACUAUCUACCUAAUGCAGCAAAGCCAUCAGAGCCAAGUAUGCUGUCUCAAUCACACAACCAGGUUAAGGAUGCGUGGGUAAUAUUGAUGAAGUAUUCCACCAGGCAAGCCCCACCAGGUCAAUUUACUGCAUUUCAAGGCCAGCUUGCUUCAAUGAGCUGUAGCUACAUUUGGCUGCAAGGGACUCUACUAUUGAUUUACAUUGGUUAUAUAGCCAGAAAUGUAAUUUAUUAAGUAUUUAGUAAUACAUCUUCAUAUUUUUCAACUCAUAUUUUUUAGUCUUUGCAGUGUAUGAAAAAAUCAGUAAAUGCUGCUGAUGGAUCUUAUUAUUCUUACUAUGGCUUAUGUGAUACCCUAUGUGACAUCCUGGCUCAUUACUACAUAUAUACUAGAUGUUUAUUAAGCCCUUGUGGACCAGGGCUGGUCCACAUACAUCUCUGCAGAGAUAGAGAUGAGCGGCCUGUCAGAGGAGACAUCCAGACGCCCCUUCCAAACCUGCCUUCCUGAACACUGGCUACAUGGCUUUCAGUGACUGCCAUGUAUCCAUUGAUCAGAAAGUAGCAGUGGCAGGUACUGCUCCAGUCUUAGUGAUCACUGGAUAGCUUCUCUAAAAUAGAUCAGAUCAAGAACUAGAAUCUAAUUAUGGCCCAUCUCUGGAGCCUGCAUUUCCGAUGGAAUUGGGGCUAAUAAGUUAGUGCCGGUUACAGGGGAAAUCAGGAUU
This is a messenger RNA of Bufo bufo (common toad), 4574 nucleotides long. It is a transcript of the gene OSBPL8, whose product is annotated as oxysterol binding protein like 8. Gene Ontology annotation, cellular component: membrane; cytosol; intracellular membrane-bounded organelle. Bases 539 to 3172 code for a protein of 877 amino acids. The record is from RefSeq and is a predicted model, not a curated record. The transcript is spliced from 23 exons. Gene Ontology annotation, molecular function: cholesterol binding. Lineage: Eukaryota; Metazoa; Chordata; Amphibia; Anura; Bufonidae.